GUCCGAGGUACUGAUAUGUCCGACGUACUGAUAAACCACGUUAUGUAUAAACACUAUAUAUUACCACCACCUAAUACCCUACGUAUAUGCCGUGUGAAUCCCCAAAUAUUGAUGCCAUACAAAUCGUCCAUAGAUGGUUCCCUCGAAAUCCCUUCACAGCCCGAACCCGACUCCGAAAAGCAGGCAAAAUGCUUGUUAGAUCUCUCCUCGUCCUCGAGUCGGUCAUGCCCACAACAAAGAAUAUCCGCAAGCAUCACCCCCUUUAUCCCUCGUCCUCGAGUUCUUUUGUCCUCACCUCACAUCAUCUUUAUUCACACACCCGUCCUUGUCUUCCCUCGCCGUCCUCGCCCAUCAAAGGAACCCCCUCCCAGACAAAGCACUCUCCGUAUACCCAUCCGCCCCUUAAAAUGCCCAUUCCUAUAGGCCCCCUCCAAUUUUUGUUUUACUUCUCAAUCCAUCGAACGACAAUAAUUCACUGCUCCCCAACGCGACGAAGCACACAUUUCCACUCACCAAACACCGCUCGAACAAGAGCUAGGGCGCCAUGCCCCCCCAAAAAGGAGUCUCGCAAGGAGGGCUAGGAAGCCGUACCGGGCUGCGAAGCCAGGGGGGAACCAACCCGCCAGACCCCGGCGCAGGCGCAGGCGCCCCUCCGCUCGACCCAAACAACCAAUGCGCCCCCGGUAUCCUGCCACCCGGCCCCUUAUAUGGUCAUGGAGUCCAGAGAGCCACACUCACACCAUCCCUGUCAACCGCCUCGCAAAUCCAGCCCCGGCCCGGCGAGGACCCCGGGUCGUUCGAGAGACGCCGCAAAGCGCGGGAGCAAAUGUCCGCAAUGCAGGCGGCGAGGCGGGCUCGGGUGCGCGCGGUUGCUGAGGCUGCCGAGGCUACCCGGGGUAGUGGGGAGGUGGAGGAACCGAAGAGGAAGAGGCCCAGGCGGGAGCUGGUAGAUAAGCUGAAUGCGGGCGCGACGAGGGUGACGAGGAGUGCGAUCGAGAGGGACGAGGAGCUCGGCAACUGCCCUCAUUGCUCGAGGGGGCAGACGUGGCCGCUGAAGUGUCAUGGCGGCGAUGAGUGUAUUGAGUGCGAGGCGAGGGAGAUCGUGUGCAUUAGAGCUAAUAGAAGGCAAUUCGAUAUAAACCGGGCGAGACAGCUGCAAGGAGUGGAGCCCUGGCGCCCGGAUAUUGAUCAAUGCCGCCAAUGCAAGAAUAUACCUAUGUCAACAUACGGCACGGGUCUACCACCCGCUCCGCAGCGCAUGAAUGUUAGACCUUCUGCAGAUAUGAGGAAUUGGCCACCACCGAGUGAUCGGCUUGAAGUUCCAGGCAAUGUGGCCAUACCGGGCGUCCUUCGGGGCUAUCAGGUCCUAAACUUUGGACCAGGGCAUCCAGGUGUUGCAGGACCAGCUGUAGAACCAUAUGUAAGUCCAUACCCACCAGCUGCAGGACCAGCUGUAGGAAUAUUUGCACCACCAGUCGCAGGACCAUCUUCGGAACCACCUUCAGGACCAGUUGCAGGGCCAUCUUCAGAACCAUUUGCAAGACCAUCUUCAGAACCAUUUGCAGGACCGUCCCAGUCCCCACCCGUCGAAGCAGGCCCAAGUUCCCAGCCGCUCGGGCAAGGCCCUGGAAUCAACCCUAAUAACUUCCGCAACAGCCUCUACAAUCCCUUCAACGAUGACAAGCCACCAUGCAGCCACUGCGCAGCGGAUCUCGAGAACCGCAUCUGCGAUCAAGACUCUCCCUGCUGGGAAUGCUCGGUACGAGGUAUCGUAGAGGCAGAAGACUGCCGGACCUCUCGACCAUGCGAGCUCUGCUUCAUGAACGAGAUGCCAUGCGACGCUGGUUCUCCCUGCCAGCACUGCAUGUUCCUCGGAUUCGGCGCCGACGAGUGCCGUCCCGAAGGCCUUGGUCCCCAAAUAUAUUUCCCCGAUAACCCAGAAGAAUCCGAUGACGAGCCGUACAUUCACCUCACAGGACAGCCGGAAUUCGACUAUAGCUGCGCCUUCUGCGUCGCGUAUGGGUUCGAAGGGUGCGAUCCGCGAGAUCGGCCAUGUUUGCCGUGCAUUCAGCACGGACGGACGGCGCUACAGUGUCGCUUUGAAGAACGCUGUGCCAGGUGCAUAGAGAUGGACGUGCCAUGUGAUGGCAAAAUGCCUUGCUCCUUGUGUGCCACCGCGGAUGGGUUGACUAGUAUGAUGUGCCUUGGCCGUGGGGACACAACCAUGCCGGGGGCCACCAUCAACGAGCCCCCUGAGGAGGGAGACGACAUUCCGAUGGGCGAGAGAGGUGACUACCCACCUCUCGCUGGGUUUGGGUACCAGUUCCCCCCGCGAGGCGGGAAUAACCCUUUUGCUCCACCCCAGGCACCGCCGCAGGAGCAUGUCGACCCUGCCGCUUUAGUUGCGCAGGGACUCCAAGGACAAUCUAUCCUUCCACAGGAAGAGGUCCCUCGAGUACCACCCGGAGGCUUCUUCUUCCCGCCUGCACACGUCCGUGAGACACUUCUCCCCCACUACCGUAUCCGCACAGAUGUAUACGCCAACGGCCAAUUCGAUCCUCAACCAGGAGCCCAUGUCAACUGGCGGCCGUGGGCGGAAAACUUCAGGUGUAAAGAGACCCUUGCAACUGGGAUGCUUUGCAACGUCCUCCCAACCAUGGACUGUGACGGCGGCGAAGAGCACGGAGACAGGAACUGGUGCGUUUGCGGGGAGUGCCGCAGACGUGCAGAGGAAAGCACGGCUCAUCUCAGGGAGGAGAUUGAGGUGAAGAAGAACUUGUUUUGCUGCUCUACAUGCUCACAGGCACAGAUGAAUAAGUUCAUCAGCGGCACGGCAUUCGAGAAUAUGGAGACGUUGGUGGAUAAUCACUGUGAUUGCGACGCUCAGAUGCGGGCAUGGCUGUGCUAUGCGUGUCGGUACAAGGUGAUCCAUGUUGUGGGCAACCGGAUGAUAUCGACGAGGGAAAAGCUGACGCGAGAUUCCGACAACGCUAUACUCUGUCCAAGAUGUGGAGUGGAACCUGGGAAUAAGGAGGCGGCGUAUACUUUGGCCAAUGGGGUCGCGAGGUGUUCGAGCUGCUGGGUUUGGAUCAACUAUGCCAAAUGA
Messenger RNA from Pseudogymnoascus destructans, 3106 nucleotides. RefSeq lists its product as uncharacterized. Lineage: Eukaryota; Fungi; Ascomycota; Leotiomycetes; Thelebolales; Thelebolaceae. The record is from RefSeq and is a predicted model, not a curated record. Bases 545 to 3106 code for a protein of 853 amino acids. The transcript has 2 exons.